CACCAUCCUCAGCUGGCGGCGGCAAAAACACAAUCCGAGCGGCGAUAAUGGCGGUCGUACUGGCGGUCUUCGCCGGAUACCUUCUCUUGUGGGUGAUGAUGCCUACGAAUCCGUACAAAGUGACUUGGUUGCCGGUGCUCCGGGCAAAAACAGCCUCCACUUAUUUUGGAACCACCCAAGGUGCAACUUAUUUGGUAUUCACUUUCCCAAUUCUAUUCAUUGCAGCCUUGGGGUGUGUGUAUCUCCAUUUAGGACAAAAAUCCAAAGAUAACCUAAUUACCAAACGAGGAAAUGGUGAUAAUCGUACGGCUACAUGGAAGAGGCCAAUUGUGACCAAAGGGCUAGGGAUCGUUUCUCGAAUCGAGCUUGCGUUUUUCCUAAUGUUCGUUGCACUUCUUAUUUGGAACCUCGCCACUUAUUUGCGAAUUAGUUUCCCCAAAAUCACGCCGAAAUCGGCCGCGAAAAGUGGAGAACAAGUGUGGGAAGCGAAGCUGGACACGGCGGCGCUUCGACUAGGACUUGUCGGGAACAUAGCGUUGUCGUUUUUGUUUUUCCCGGUGACACGUGGCUCGUCGGUGCUUCCGCUUUUCGGGCUGACUUCUGAGGGGAGUGUUAAAUACCACAUUUGGCUGGGCCAUAUGGUGAUGGCCCUUUUCACUUCACAUGGCAUUUGUUACAUCAUCUUUUGGGCUUCCACUCAUGAAUUAUCAGAGAUGCUGAAAUGGGAGAACACCGGAGUAUCGAACGUGGCCGGAGAAAUAUCGCUACUAGCGGGUUUAAUCCUAUGGGCGACGACAUUUCCGAGAAUAAGGAGAAAAAUGUUCGAGCUGUUUUUCUACACUCACCAUCUCUACAUUGUGUUCGUCUUCUUCUUCGUGCUCCAUGUCGGGAUUAGCUACUCCAGCAUCAUGCUCCCCGGUUUCUUCCUCUUUGUCAUCGACAGGUUCCUCAGAUUCUUACAGUCGAGACGAAGCGUUCGUUUAUUGUCCGCUAGGGUUCUUCCUUGUCAAACCGUUGAGCUCAACUUCUCGAAGACCAAAGGUCUAGAUUACAAUCCAACGAGCACCAUCUUCGUAAAUAUUCCCGCCAUUUCCAAGCUGCAGUGGCAUCCUUUCACUAUAACUUCAAACAACAACAUAGAACCAGAGAUUCUAAGUGUUAUAAUCAAAUGCGAAGGCAUUUGGACUAAGAAUCUUCACCAACUCGUCAUCUCACCAUCCGUCGAUCGUCUUCAAGUAUCAGUCGAAGGUCCGUACGGACCCACCUCAACAAAUUUUCUCAGGCAUGAUAUGGUGGUGAUGAUUAGUGGAGGAAGUGGGAUCACCCCAUUUAUUUCGAUAAUCAAAGAACUUAUAUUCGUAAGCUCAACCCUAAAAUCCAAAACCCCGAAAAUCGCACUCAUUAGUGUAUUCAAGAACUCGUCGCACCUCUCCAUAUUAGACCUAAUCCUCCCAAAUUCCACCUCAAUUAAUAACAAUAACCACCCCGAUAACUUUGACCUACAAAUCGAGGCUUACGUGACAAGAGAAAGAGGGCAACCGAAAGAAAAAAUAAGCUCCACACGAAACGUGUUUUUCAAGCCAAACGCGUCCGAUUUGCCUAUAUAUCCCACGUUAGGCCCCAACAGUUGGCUAUGGCUCGGUGCAAUAAUUUCCUCGUCUUUUGUUAUUUUUCUUUUGCUAUUGGGAAUUUUUACGCAAUACGUCGUUUAUCCGGUCGAUAAGAAAGGCAAAGUGGGGUACUCGUACACAAAGAAAGCUUCGAUGAACAUGUUCCUCGUGUGCUUCUCGAUAGUUGUUGCAGCUAGCGGUGCGUUUCUAUGGAACAAGAAAAAGAAUAUUGCCGAUGAAGAUAGCAAGCAAAUUCAAGAUAAUACGGAGGAAUAUUCCACGGCUAAAAUAUCGGAUGAUGUGGAACUCGAAAGCCUUCCCAUUCGAUCGGUUAUUAAAUCGGUCAAUGUGCAAUAUGGUCAAAGGCCUGAUCUCAAGAGAAUUCUUUCGGGGAUCGAAGAAAGGAGCGUUGGAGUACUUGUAAGCGGACCGAAGACGAUGAGGCGUGACGUGGCAGCUAUAUGCUCAGCUGAGCUGGCAGAUAAUCUGCAUUAUGAAUCCAUUAGCUUCACUUGGUGAUUUGAUUACAUUGAUGCAAAAGAAGUAAAAUAAAUAAAUUAUGUACUUUGAAGUUGUUUAAUUUGUGCAUUUUCACUUGAUCAAUUGGCUAUGUAUAUAAAAUAAGCAGAUUUAUGGCUUUUUGUGAACGUGUUUAGUGUUUUUUUUUCCAUAAAGUACCUUGUCAAGUUUAUUAUCAUAAACGGAUUUUCCGUAACGGUCGUAGAGACCACGUUUCGAGUUC
Erythranthe guttata (spotted monkey flower) is the source of this 2352-nucleotide messenger RNA. The record is from RefSeq and is a predicted model, not a curated record. NCBI's taxonomy places the organism in Eukaryota, Viridiplantae, Streptophyta, Magnoliopsida, Lamiales, Phrymaceae.